Molecule: messenger RNA, 2339 nt
Organism: Galleria mellonella (greater wax moth)
Lineage: Eukaryota; Metazoa; Arthropoda; Insecta; Lepidoptera; Pyralidae
Product: dihydrolipoyllysine-residue succinyltransferase component of 2-oxoglutarate dehydrogenase complex, mitochondrial-like
Exons: 2
Coding region: 339-1736 (465 amino acids)
Biological process (GO): tricarboxylic acid cycle
Cellular component (GO): oxoglutarate dehydrogenase complex
Molecular function (GO): dihydrolipoyllysine-residue succinyltransferase activity
Source: RefSeq, a predicted model, not a curated record
AAUUUUUGACAGAUGCCUUGCCAUCAAUACUCGGGCGAAGGGAAGGCAAAUUGAAAUAAAUGUAGGUCUUUGGGCCACACCACCUGUAAAAAAGUUGUAAAGCAGCGUCAAAAUAAAGUGAAGUAUCAGUUCUGUUUAUUAUAAGCACGUUAUACUGCAACGAUGCAUUGAGUAACGCUUCAGAAAAAAGGUUUUACUAACAUUGGUCGCGAUCGAAACUGUCAUGUGGUCGACACUUAUGUAACAUUUUUGUCUGUGAAUUAUAAUUAAUCAUUCACUGAUAGCGUUUGUUUAUCUACUCCAGAAGGAUAAUUCGAAGUCUCCACUAAACACUUACAAUGUUAAGACGCUGCUCGAAGCACUUACAGACGUUAUACCGGAGGCAGGGGCAGGGCCUCCGUUUCCGUUCUACUGAGGUGCCCAAAGUCCUCGGUACCCUACCUCGAGCCAGGCUCGCUCAGCCCAAGGUCCUGACUGCCCACAACCAAAUAGCCUCAAUUCACUUCACUAGUCCUCUUUUUGAAGAACAGGAUGUCAAUACUCCAGGCUUCCCUGAUUCCGUCUCCGAAGGAGAUGUGAAGCUCGACAAGAAAGUCGGCGACGCUGUAGCAGCCGACGAAGUGGUCCUCGAAAUUGAGACAGACAAAACAGCAAUCCCAGUCAUGGCGCCCGGACACGGUAUCAUUAAGGAGUUAUACGUAAAAGAUGGUGAUACAGUGAAAGCUGGACAGAAGUUAUUCAGGAUAGAAAUUACAGGAGAAGCGCCGAAGAAGGCGGCGGCAGCUGCUCCCGAGCCGCCUAAGGCCGAGGCUCCUCCUCCGCCGCCGCCGCCGCCUCAACCGUCCGCGGCAGCACCCCCACCACCUCCGCCACAGGCAGCUGCCCCACCACCACCUCCUCCCCCUAAACCCUCAACGCCUCCCCCAGCGGCGCCGGCCUCAUCCAUCCCCGUCGCCGCGAUCCGACACGCGCAAUCCAUAGAGACGGCCACUGUUAAGGUACCGCCAUCGGAUUACAGCAAAGAAAUAGCUGGUACCCGAACGGAGCAGCGCGUCAAAAUGAACCGCAUGCGCCAGCGCAUCGCACAGCGUUUGAAGGACGCGCAAAACACGAAUGCGAUGUUGACAACCUUCAACGAAAUCGACAUGUCAAACAUUAUGGCGUUCCGGAAGAAGUACCUCGACUCGUUCACCAAGAAGCACAGCGUGAAACUAGGUCUCAUGUCGCCAUUCGUUAAGGCGGCCGCCAAUGCUCUUCUCGACCAGCCAGUGGUGAAUGCUGUUAUAGAGGAGAACGAGAUCAUAUACCGCGACUACGUCGAUAUUUCUGUGGCAGUCGCGACCCCAAAAGGUUUAGUGGUGCCGGUCAUUAGGAAUGUGCAGAAUAUGACAUACGCUGACAUCGAGUUGACGGUUGCUGGCUUGGCAGAGAAAGCCAAGGCCGGCAAGUUAACUGUAGAGGAGAUGGACGGAGGUACCUUUACAAUUAGCAAUGGUGGAGUCUUCGGUUCUUUGAUGGGCACGCCCAUUAUCAAUCCGCCACAGUCCGCCAUCUUGGGUAUGCAUGGCAUAUUCGAGCGGCCCAUUGCUCUAAACGGCCAGGUGGUUAUCCGACCAAUGAUGUACAUUGCGUUGACAUACGACCACAGGCUGAUCGAUGGCCGCGAAGCCGUCUUGUUCCUUAGAAAAAUCAAGGAGGGAGUAGAAGAUCCGGCCACCAUCAUUGCUGGGCUGUAAUUAGAUAAAAAUAUACGGCGCUUCCGGCGCGCAUCUACAGUAUAUAGAACAAGUUACCACGUAAAACAAUUCCAUUUUUAAGUGACAAUGAUUUUUAUGAUUAAAGUAAUUUCCACGGUGCUGAUUUGAUGAUCUUACAACCCCACCCAUACAGGCUGUAUGGUCGAGUGGCUUUUGCCUAUCUGCAAGCAGUGUGUUAAAAAAAAACCAACAAUUUGUUACAUUCGAUAUUCAAAACGUGUAAUGGCGGCCGAAAGUGCCGUAUCUUCCGGUGCCGGUUCCGAAAGAACAAUCGAAUCAUUGUAAAUUAUUUCACUCUUUACUUUUAAUAGCGAACUAGAUAUUAUCUGAUCUAUUUUUUUUUUUUAUUUAUUGAAACGUUUGUUUUGUUAUUGCGUAUUAUUUUUCGUUUGUAAGUGUUAAUUAAAAAUAUAUGAAUAUAUGAAACGAGCACGCCUCCCCAUUCACUUGCAACUUGUUUCAUUUUAAUUUUAUUUUUUUUCUCUCUCUCGCAAUAUUCACACAUUCGUUACAUAGAUAACUUGACGUUAAUUUAUGAUUCGCUUCGAAUAGUUUAUAAAAUAAAUAUUAAAUUAAAGUACA